This is a messenger RNA of Portunus trituberculatus (swimming crab), 2885 nucleotides long. RefSeq names its product RNA-binding motif, single-stranded-interacting protein 2-like (gene shep). Gene Ontology annotation, molecular function: poly(U) RNA binding; poly(A) binding; mRNA 3'-UTR binding. Gene Ontology annotation, cellular component: ribonucleoprotein complex; nucleus; cytosol. The record is from RefSeq and is a predicted model, not a curated record. Lineage: Eukaryota; Metazoa; Arthropoda; Malacostraca; Decapoda; Portunidae. The coding region runs from base 411 to 2204 and encodes 597 amino acids. The transcript is spliced from 11 exons.
UGGGCGGGCGCGGCCCUCAGUGCCUGGGAGGCAGCCGCGUGCGCUGCAUCUUGCCGCCGAGUGAGGGAGGAGUCACCAUGAGCGGGUGCGCCAGGUUGGCGUAGCGGCGGCCACCACUUCCUCCAGCAGCACAGUGCUCGGGGUAGCCCCGAAGGGCAUGAGGCAGGGGCAGCACCGUGCUAGCCCCUAGCAGUGUUCAGGAGUCCCUUCCGUGCUUGGUGCAAUAGGCACCAGCGGCCGGCCCGGUGCCAGGGUGGCCUGUGAUGAGCCAAUGGUUAGAGUGAGCCACCAGUGCUAGUGUGUAGUGGUAGUGAAGAGUGCUGGCGCCGGCCCCGACCUCAUGUGAGACAGCCGCCGCCCGGCCCAGUGCUGUGUCGCCGCGGGUGCCACGCCCCCGGCAGGAGGCCACUAUGGCCACGCGCCACCAACCCCCGCACCACUACGGCCCAGCCAAGAAGCCCUUCGCUAAGCUGACGGCAAGCAACGGUCCACGCCCCGCGUUUCCCCAGGGGCAUGCGGGGGGCGGGCCGCCUGGCAAAGGGGGGCGACCCCCGUCCAAUCCCGGCCCCGGCCCCGGUCCCGCUGUUGCACCGUACAGACACGGCCCCCACCCCUCGCACGGACCCCAUCCCCCACCCCAGCAGCAGCCUCCGCCGCCGCAGGGACCACCGCCAGGCCCUGGACCCCACCACCAGUCUCAGCAGCAGGCGGGUUCACAACAAGGGCCUCAGCAGCAGCAGCAGGUGGGCGCGGCCCAAUGGAGUGGGCUUGGCCCCCAGAAGACGCAGCAGCAGCCGGGCGGUGGUGGUGGCGGGGCGCAGUACGCCGUGAGGUAUCCUGGCCCCGUGGCCUCCCAGGCUCAGGCCUCCUACGCCCUGCCCACCUACCCCCACCAUCAGACCUACACACCAGGGGGUGGAGGUGGCCAUGGGGCAGCAGUAUCACCUAUCACCACAUCCUCAACAUCAGUUGGUGCCCUUGGGGGAAGUGGUGGGGGUGGCGGUGGUGGCGGCAGUGGAAGUGGAAGUGGUGGCGGAGGUGGUGGGGGAGGGGGUGCUGGGGGCUACUCAGCCACCUCCCCAUCCCCUCACUCAAGCUAUGGUGAACAGCUUUCCCGCACCAACCUGUACAUCCGAGGCCUUAGUCCUGAAACCACUGACAAGGACUUGGUAGAGAUGUGCAAGAAGUAUGGCAACAUCAUAUCAACAAAAGCUAUCUUAGACAAGAACACAAACAAAUGUAAAGGCUAUGGGUUUGUAGACUUUGAGUUGCCAGCUGCAGCAGACAAGGCAGUUAAGGGUCUGCAGGCCUCCAACAUCCAGGCACAGAUGGCCAAGCAGCAGGAGCAAGACCCUACCAACUUGUAUAUUGCCAACCUGCCACCUCACAUGAAUGAAGCAGAGUUAGAGCAGCUCUUAGCACAGCAUGGCCAAGUCAUUUCCACACGUAUCCUCAGAGACAACAAUGUGCAGUCCAGAGGUGUUGGCUUUGCGAGAAUGGAGUCUCGGGAGAAGUGUGAGCACAUUAUUCAGAUAUUUAAUAAAAAGGUGCUGCGAGGAGCCAAGGAAGCUUUACUCGUCAAGUUUGCUGAUUCUGGGAACAAAAAGCGAAACCAAUAUAAAUCCAAGGAUCCGGGCAACUGGGAAAGACCUGAACCCAUACAAGUGUAUGAACACCAGUCGUCACUUCUCACUCCCAAUGGGACUUUGAUGCCUUCAGUGGCUCAUGGUACGUUCCGGCAUUACCCCCAGUCCCAGGUGCCCCCAUAUCCCCUGCAGCCCUUCUACAUCAUGCAGCACACAACCCACCCUCACAUGGAUGUGCCUCCGAUAAUACAAACUCCACUGGACACCAGCCAGGUGCCCUACUCACAGGCCAUCAUCCCAGCGCUGACCACACACAUGCAGCACCUUCAUCUCACUCAUGGCUCUGUACCGACAACGUCAAAUUCUUGUGUUGAGCGAGUCCAUAACGCUGUGGGCCAGGCUACUCCGCCGUACAACUUCCUGGCUCGACCCACCGUCGUUACGCACUACACUACCAAGCCAGGAGGGUAUUUGAGUGGAACAUACCCUGCCUCUCCUUAUCCCCCCAUGAUGCAACCCAUGGCCAUGAUUGAUGAUACCACUGCGCACUCUCCAGACGAGUACCAGCCCUACCCUACCACACCCGGCCCUGUCCAGUGCCAGCAGCAGCCUAAGUAACACUGUGUUGAACUAGGUCAUCUCAUUAGCCACUAUCUUGUCCUUCUGAAGUGGGGAAGCCCUAUCCAAGAAUCACGGUGUUUGGGCUCUGUGGGCCACAGUCUCAUGUCAGUACAGUAGUGUAACUAUCGCCUCAACUAACUCAACACUACAGCAGGGGACUGUGCUGGAAAAAUCACAGUCCACAAUUCAUGUGUCUUGUCCUUGUAUAUCAAUCAAUUAGAAAAAAAUAUUAAAAAAUAAAGAAAUUGGCCUCAAAACUCCCAUCAUCUCUGUAAGAAAAGCAAAAAGAAUUAUAUAGCAUGAGUGCUGGCAACACUGUGGUCUGAGCACCACAGAUUGCUGAAGUCAGGCCUGCCAGAAGAAUGUAGGUGGGCAGCCCCAUCUGCUGAGGCUGCCCUGGGCUUCCUACUACACCCAGCCAGCCAGUCACAAAAUGCAAGAAGAGUUUCCCUCGCCCAGGCAGGUGGGUUGGUCCUGCGUCCAGGCAGUGUGGGACCUGUGAUUCAGUUAGACACAAGUGUAGAAUGACUAGCUUAGAACAUUUCUUUAAGUAAGCAAGUGCAAACUUAUGGAUCAAUAAAAGAAAUUGCAUUAUUUCCCAAGUUCUUGUUGAUCUGUGGAAUAUAUUAGAAUCAUCCCUUCAGUUUAAAGGAAAAUAAAAUUAAGAAUGUCUUGAAA